AUGCCGUGUUGGCAUUUACUACCUGACGUAAGACAUAUAUGCAUAAAUGACCUCACCUUAAUGCGACACUUUGCAAAUGAAAUGUUAAGGCAAAAUAUAGAUGAAUCCAUUUACAACAAAUUAGCCGAUAUUUUCAAUGAGAUGUAUAUGCAAAUAGAAAUAGCACAACAAAGGGAUAUAGCCCUUCAAAAGUCAAAAGACUACUCGAAGUUCACAAUGGACACUUAUAAUCUUACACAAACUUUUAAGGCGUCGUACUACUGUAUUACUUCAACUAUUUAUAUGGCCCUGAUAUUAUGUAACAAAGCUACUGAGGAAUCAUUUCAGCUUGUAGACGAUAUAUGUAAUGAUGUUGGGAUAGUCUUUCAGAUUCAUAAUGAUCUCACCGAUUAUAUGGACAGUGAUACAUCAAUAUCGGGUAAAUCUAGUACAGACAUACCUCUUGGAAAAUGUUCGUGGCCUGCAGUAGCAGCACUUCAGCACUGUAAUACAGAACAACGCAAAAUUUUUGAAGAAAACUACGGAAGCUGGGACCCAGAAUGUAUCAAACGCAUUCUGGAAUUGUACAACGACCUUAACAUGCUAAAACUUUAUAAAGAAGAAAUUCAGUCUCGAUAUAACACUUAUUUGCACAAGGUUAAUGCACUACCUAAAGAUGCUACACCAUCACCCGAUAUCUUUCUUAAGAUUUUAGAUUUUUAUAGAAGUUACACCGAUGAUGCAUCACGAUAUUAUUAUGUUUAA
Molecule: messenger RNA, 744 nt
Organism: Parnassius mnemosyne (clouded apollo)
Lineage: Eukaryota; Metazoa; Arthropoda; Insecta; Lepidoptera; Papilionidae
Source: the annotation of a GenBank genome assembly